UCAGUCUUCUGCCAUAAAUUUUUUUAGAUUCAAGAUUUUGUCUGGAUUAAAUAUGUCUUGUUUUAAAUGGACAAUCUGAUUUUAUGUUGUAUUCUUGCAAAUUAUUUCACUUCAGCUAUUUUUUUGUUUCAUUCAAAACAAUCGGAGAUCCCACGUAUAUAAAAAUCGUUAUAAAAACGUCUUAUCAUUUUUAAUAUAUUUUAUUGAUGUAACUGGUUUAGAAUGGUUUAAUAUCCGGGAUAGAAAUGGGUUUUAAACCUUUGUCGUUAAUGCAACAUAUUAAGAGUACAAAAGGAUUCGACAAAAUUUUGCGGAAAGUGAACAUUUUGUCAAUGGAGAAUGGCAAUGGUUUGGCCGAGUUAACAAUAGCCGAGGAACAUACAAAUUUAAUGGGUACUUUACAUAAUGGUUUUUCAGCAUUGUUAGUUGAUCAUAUAUCUAGUUUUGCGCUAACAACCCAUAAAGCAGGAGAUUUCCCACAUGUUUCAAUUAAUAUGCACUUGACAUACUAUAGAACUGCAAAUUUGGGAGAUACUAUUCAAAUUACUUCCAAGGCAGUUAGUGUUGGUCAAACUUUGGCAUUUUUAGAUGUGCUCAUAAAAAACAAAUCAACAAGUGAUUUAAUAGUUAAGGCUAGUCAUACAGCUUAUAUCACAAGACAUUCAUGGUAAACUACUGAUGUUAUUUUUUAAAUUUUAUAUUGAGUUAUUCUUUCAAAUAUGUAAUAAAUAAGUGAAGAUGUCAAUAGUUUUGGUCAGUUUAGUAAUUUCAAAGUGACAAAUAUAGCUGUAAAGUAAAUUUUACAUAGGUUUGUAACCAGUUUGUAGUUCUACAAACUGGUAAUUUGUGCACUCAAUUUAAGCAGAUAUUGACUUGAAACAAAAACAGUAAAAUUUUAUUAUAAAAUCUUUAUUUUGUUUUUUAAUAUCAGUAUCAAAAUUUUGGUUAAACACUUCAUGCAACACUUGUAGUAAAUUUAUUUACUAGGUUGUGUACAUUCUCAGAAAGGGCACAGUAGAAGAAUACUAGCUUGAUUGGCAAAAAGUCCCACCAAGUGAAUUUAAUUCUAAU
Messenger RNA from Cylas formicarius (sweet potato weevil), 1071 nucleotides. Its product is annotated as acyl-coenzyme A thioesterase 13-like. Gene Ontology annotation, molecular function: fatty acyl-CoA hydrolase activity. The transcript is spliced from 3 exons. The record is from RefSeq and is a predicted model, not a curated record. The coding region runs from base 246 to 671 and encodes 141 amino acids. NCBI's taxonomy places the organism in Eukaryota, Metazoa, Arthropoda, Insecta, Coleoptera, Brentidae.